Amaranthus tricolor (Joseph's coat) is the source of this 2015-nucleotide messenger RNA. Its product is annotated as ETHYLENE INSENSITIVE 3-like 5 protein. The record is from RefSeq and is a predicted model, not a curated record. Bases 303 to 1700 code for a protein of 465 amino acids. Gene Ontology annotation, molecular function: DNA binding; DNA-binding transcription factor activity. NCBI's taxonomy places the organism in Eukaryota, Viridiplantae, Streptophyta, Magnoliopsida, Caryophyllales, Amaranthaceae. The transcript has a single exon. Gene Ontology annotation, cellular component: nucleus.
UAGCGGGAUUCAUGAAAAAGAAUAUUCAGCAGCUUUUGUUUCGUGACGCUCAGAAAUUUAAGCAGAUUAACUUGUUUCACAAACUACAACAAAACCAUGUGUCGUUGUCUCUGUAAAUCUCUACAUCAUACAACAACAAACCGCUUACAACUCCUCAGUACUCUCUUGGGUCAUUGCUUAUUUCACAAAGUACCCAAUUGCUCACUUAAGGAUCCCUAUAAAGUACUAUAAAUUUAACCCAUUUGUUUUCUGUAUCCUUUUCUUGUCAUAACACAUUCUACACUAGCUUUCUACAUAAUAUCAUGGUGGAAAUACAUGAGGAUGAACAAAUGGAUCCUUUGAGUACAGAAGAAAUGUCAGAGGGAAGUGAAGAUCAAGAAGAACAAGAAGACAUCAGUUAUGCCGAUCUUAAGAAGCGAAUAUGGAUGGAUCAAAUUCGUAUGAAGAGAUUCAAAGCAGAAAGACAAGCUGCAGAAGAGAAAGCAUCAUCCGAUGAUGUUUGUGACACAACAGGCUCGAACAACUCGACAUCAACUGUAGCAACCAAAGAAGAAAAAUCUAGACGAAAGAAGAUGCUUAGAUCUCAAGAUGCUAUCUUAAAAUACAUGGUGAAAAUCAUGGAAGUAUGUAACGCGCAAGGAUUUGUGUAUGGAAUCAUCCCAGAGAAAGGAAAACCUGUGACAGGAUCUUCUGAUAGUCUGCGCGAAUGGUGGAAAGAGUCUGUUAAGUUUGAACAGAGUGCUCCUAAAGCAAUUAAACAAUUGAUUCCUGCUAUUACAGCUGCAAUCGAGGAUGAAAACCCGUCUUUUCUUUACAUGUUGCAAGAACUUCAAGAUACGACUCUUGGGUCUUUGUUAUCUGCGCUUAUGCCGCAUUGUAUUCCUCCUCAAAGGCGGUUUCCUCUUGAGAGAGGCUUACCUCCUCCUUGGUGGCCUAAAGGAGAUGAGGUUUGGUGGGGUCAACAAGGGGCGGUUGCAGUCGAGCAAGGCGCACCGCCUUAUAGGAAGCCUCAUGAUCUUAAGAAGUCUUGGAAGGUGAGUGUUUUAUCUGCAGUGAUCAAACAUAUGUCCCCUGAUUUGAACCGGAUGAUGCGACUGGUCAAGAAAUCUAAGUGUCUUCAGGGUAAGAUGACUGCUAAGGAUACAGCUAGCUGGGUGAAGGUUGUUGAUCAAGAAGAGGCUCUCUUACAGCUUACGAACCAAUGUCUGCAUAUAAAAGAUCGAGAUCGAGAAAAUGAUGGUAAAGAUGGAGAGGUGAAAAGUACAGAACAUGUUUCCAAUAAGAGGAAGGCUAAUACAUUUGAUCAACAACCAACAGAAUGGUAUUAUGUUCCACAUAGUAAUAGUGCAGAAUUUGAAGCAGAAUAUGCGCAUCAUGUUACAGAUUUUGGUGGGUAUCACUACUUUCCACAUAGAGCUUCCUCAUUUCCCAAUCUUCAAAUAGGUGACAAUGAUGUAAAUGUUCUCCCAUGGAGUUGGAAUGAUGAUGUUCGAGCGAGUGGAGAAUCAGAGGUAAUGAGUAAACAUUGGGGAAGUGAUGUUGCACACAUGGGUUUGGAUGCAGACUUUCAACUUCACAGAGAAAACAUGGAGUUUGAUCUUUUUCCACUUGAUGAAGAUCACUUGAACAAACAAGCAGCAGCAGCAGCAACUGCUACUAUUUGGGAUUUAGAAUAUCAGGAACCUAAUGAUGAUAAAUAGAAGAGGGGACUGCUAAGGAUAGCUUAGAUUAAGAUAUGGCAAUCAAGUUGGUUCACAUUGUAGACAUGUCUACUUAUCUAACUGUGUAGCAUGGUUUAAAUUUAUUAAUAAUUACUAGGAUUAGAGCUCCCUUUUGUUUUUACAUAUUGUUUGGGUUCAUAACAUGUACGAAAAACCUUUGACAAAAAUUUAGCAAAAUCUUCAUAUAAAACAUUUUACCACUUCUCGAAUAUGUUUGAUAAUUAUCAAUUAGGCAUCAUCAAAUUUGCACUAAAUGUAAUCAUAAUACAUAAUAAAGCUUAAUAAAGUGCAAAC